Mesocestoides corti is the source of this 3234-nucleotide messenger RNA. The record is from the annotation of a GenBank genome assembly. Lineage: Eukaryota; Metazoa; Platyhelminthes; Cestoda; Cyclophyllidea; Mesocestoididae.
AUGACAGCAGAGGUUAUUACAAUGGAGAUAAACGGGAAGGAGUUAUGGGACUCCCUGAGUGUUUUUGAAGGUCUUCGUUUCUCUCCCAAAUUCAGGCUUGCUAUUAGAACCAGCGAAUCAGAAAUAGAGCUACUUCAAGAUCAGUAUAAGGAUGCAGCAGAAAUGUUUAAUCGUUCUUCAAAGGCAGGAGAAGCGUUUGCUGAUGCACUUAAAGGUGUUGGUCGGUGUCUGAGUAACUUAGCAACUCCGAGUUCCAGCUUUGGACUCAACGUUGAAUGCGAAGAAGAAAUUCAACACAUGAUCCGUACAAUUGACGCCUUCUCCGAACUCAUUGCAAUUUUUUCUGCUCGUCUGUUACAGCCAGGUAACGUUUUUCUGCAGGCGGGAAUGGGACUGUGUGAGUCGCAGCAAACUCGCAAGGAAUUUUACCGCGCCUGUGAUCAGGUCGACGCAGCUAUAAACAAAGCCGCCUCUGUCCCUCGCAGCCGUGCCUCGGAUGCCGAGGAGGCCGAUUCCACGCUUCUGGAUGCUCGUGCCACAUUUGCACGUGUUUUAGAAGGCUAUCUCUUGGGUCUGCGAACUGCGCUCGGUCCAGUGAGAUUAUCCACUGUGUCAAAAGCCACCCUAACCACAUAUGAGAUUCAGAAAAGCCAUUGCGAUUGCAUGACAUCGCUCUAUCAAACCGAUGGGUGUGUUUCAACACUGCAAAACUACAUCGCUCUUUACGAAGAGGAGGCUUCUCAUAAACCAAAGACUACUACAAAUGGUCAAUCGUCGUCUCCUGUCUCAGAUCAAAACAUCCGUUACGAGGGUCACUUGUUUAAAAGAAGUAAAAAAAAGCGUUGGCGGACGUGGGUCCGACGGUGGUUUAUGGUAUCAGAUAAUCGUCUAGUUUACCUUUCUUCCCUAUCCGAAUCCUCAACCACCCUGAAAUGGAAGGUACUCGAAUCCGAUUUGCGACUUUGCACAGCAAAAGUAUCUGCGUCUACAUUUAGUUCUGGUGAUCCUAUGAUGGUGUCCUCUUCAAUGAAUAAUGUAACAGAAAGGCGCUUUGUGUUUCAAUUGAUAUCGAUGACGGGAAAGAUUCAUUACCUACAAGCAGAAUCGGCUGAAGCAAUGGAAAAGUGGGUCACAGUGCUUCGUUCGGGUCUACUCAAUUGCUCAACAGCAGAUGGAGAGAGUCGGUUGCCCCGAAUGUUAGAUAUGGUGACUGCUCCAUCAACGAUUGUUUCAAGAAACAGUUUGAGGAGCCUGGGUGGUGUUUCGCUGCUUGAUGAACCACAGACUGCCGGUAACCGUUCGUGCGCUGAUUGUCUGACUAAUACUGACGUGAUCUGGGCCUCUACUAACUUGGGUGUUACUCUGUGCACCGACUGCGCUGCCUGUCAUAGAAGCGUUGGAGUUCAUGUAUCUAAGGUUCGAUCUUUGGUUCUUGAUAACUGGGAACCAGAAUUACUUGAAUUGAUGCAUAACCUCGGUAAUAACUUAGUUUCAAGUGUCUAUGAGUCCGACCUCCACUCUUCAUCCUCAUCGCCUACAAUACAUAGACCGCAGCCGGGUGAGGUGAAUUCACACUUAAGGAAGACCUGGAUAGAGGCCAAGUGGGUGCGUCGGGUCUUUGUGCGGUCCUUCGUCCAUCCGACGGCCAAUAAUUGGCUUCUCGAGCUCUACCGCGCAUGGUUGACCCAAACCCACUCAAGACGUGUAUCCCGCACACCUGAUUCACCCUCUUCACACAAGCCUGUUGUGUCGAAGACUAUUAGGGCACAUCACCCAAGACCUAUCGACCGACGACGUGUUGCCGCCGUUUCUCGAGGCUCAACGGCGCGUGCUCAAGUCAUUUUGGAUGCACUACAUGCUCACCUGGACUCUCUAAUGCUUAACGAAACCCAAUCGUUGAAGGUGGGGGAGGUGGCCGAUUGCCGAGAAGAGGUAGCGGCGCGACUAGUCUUGGUCGCUGGAGCACGUCUUGGCUGUGCUCCUUUUAUUCUUGCCGGUCUUGCCCGCGGCGCCUCUCCCAACGCCCUUCUCCGCGCCGCCGACUGGACUCACACUUAUCGAUUGCCUUUUCCUACCGACGGAGAUCCCCUUGGGGCACAAACACCGCCGCUCAUUUUUGCCGUGAAUGGAGGUCGUAUCGCCGCUUGCGAGCUUCUUCUUACCAAUGGAGCAGAUAUAAAUGCACCAGAUCGGAACGGUCGAACGGCGUUGCACCACGCAUGUAGCCUCCAGCGUGUUCACGUUGUUUGUCUGCUGCUGCGUCGACAGGCGAAUCAGGAUAUUAAAGACAAGUUCGGUCGACUCCCUAUUGAUGUGGCCCUGGACACCGCCAACGCAGAUAUCGUCACGCUGUUACGGUUGCAACACCUUAACAGCAACUCCAAGAUUGCGGAUGGUACUUCGUUGGAAGGUUACUACCGGAUUGCACGCAACUACAAGUGGUCUCUAAGUCAAGUCCUGGAUGAGCGCAACUACGAACUGGUUAUAGUUAUGGAAGAUGACUUGGACGUGGCACCUGACUUCUUCGACUAUUUUUACGCCUUUGUUCUUUUGCUGCUGUCAGAUCGAUCCCUUUACUGCAUUUCGGCGUGGAACGAUAACGGUCGCCCCACCCUUAUUGACAAAUCGCGGACUGACCUCCUUUACAGGAGCGAUUUUUUUCCCGGUCUCGGUUGGAUGCUCACUCGUCGACUGUGGCAGGAAGAGUUGCGCGACUCCUGGCCAGCGGCCUUCUGGGAUGACUUUAUGCGCACAAAGGAAGUACGUCGUGGCCGUGCCUGCAUCCGUCCUGAAGUAUCACGUACAUACACAUUUGGUCGAAGUGGUGUCUCCAAUGGACAAUUCUACGACACCUACUUGCGAUUUAAUUAUUUGAAUGACAAGCCAACUGUGCUCAAUUCCACACACCUUUACUACAAUCUUCAACCCAGUGUCUAUGACUCUCGGUUUCUUUCUGAUGUCUACGACAAAUCUGUUCUUCUACGGAACCCUGCACAGCUGUUGCGACUACCGUCCACCUUACCCCAAAGUGUUGAGUUCCGCUUAGAGUAUCAUACGCAGCAGGAUUUUGUAUCUGCCGCGCAGUUGAUAGGCGCGAUGCAUGACUUUAAAUCAGGUAUCCCGCGAACAGCCUACAAAGGCGUCGUUUCAGUAUUUUACCGGGGCAGACGCAUUUAUCUGGCACCGUCAGGUGUACGUGGAUGGGCUAACAACGAAUAUCCAAACUGGGAAUGA